This is a messenger RNA of Arachis ipaensis, 662 nucleotides long. The record is from RefSeq and is a predicted model, not a curated record. Lineage: Eukaryota; Viridiplantae; Streptophyta; Magnoliopsida; Fabales; Fabaceae.
GUUGAAGCGCAAGGGCGCUGGAACGGGAAGGAAGCAGGCUAAGAAAGCUAAGGAUCCUAACAAGCCUAAGAGGCCUCCCAGCGCUUUCUUCGUUUUCAUGUCUGAGUUCAGAGAACAGUACAAGAAGGAGCACCCAAACAACAAAUCCGUUGCAGUUGUUGGCAAGGCUGGUGGUGACAGGUGGAAAUCAAUGUCUGAUGCUGAUAAAGCUCCCUACCAGGCUAAGGCAGAGAAAAAGAAAGAGGAGUAUGAAAGGACUAUGCAAGCCUACAACAAAAAACAGGAGAGUAAGGGUGCUUCUGAGGAAGAUGAAUCUGACAAGUCAAAGUCUGAAGUAAAUGAUGAUGAUGAUGAUGAGGAUGAUGAUGAUGAUGAGUGAAUUUGCUUGGUAACACGGGAAGCUUAACAUGGAAAUGGGAGAAGCAUUUUCGGAUAAUUAGGGUUCUAUUUAGUAUUCGAUAGGAUUCUUACCCAAUUCCAAUAUCUUGCUUAUUAUUAGCUUUUUAAUUCUUGUUAUGUUCUCUCUUUAGGUUUAGAUUAGUGAAUGAUGUUAAUUAGGGUUAAUAGUAUCAUGAUUAUGUACUUAUAGUUAACCUCUCUAGUAUCUUCAAUCACAUACUUGGUUUCUCUAUUAUACUUUUUCUCUUGCCGAUCAAUUUUCU